AUGAGAGCCAGCCUGGCCAUCGGAUACAUACCGACCGAUUGGAGAAGAACAAAGAUAACGUUUAUACCGAAACCAGGGAAAACAGAUUACUCCUCACCUAAGGCAUUCAGACCGAUAAGCUUAACGUCAUUCUUAUUAAAAUCUAUGGAAAAACAGAUAGACAGAUACAUGAAAGAUGUAGUAUUAAUAGAACGACCGCUAUCUCCUAGACAAUACGCUUUUCGCGUCGGACACUCGGUAGAAGCCGCGUUGCAUGGGAUAACGAGAUACCUCGAAGAUGCUUAUUAUAAUAGAAAAUACGCGGUGGCGUGCUUUAUGGAUAUAGAAGGAGCGUUCAACCAGACGCCGAAAGAAGUAUUUGUAAAAGGACUACUAGAUCAUAAUGUAAACGCGACAGUAGUAAGGUGGAUAGAAAAACUAUUAUCAGAUAGAGUUAUUACAACAGAAUUUGGCGACACGAGCGCAGAAGGACUGGCUAAUAGAGGAUGCCCGCAAGGGGGUAUUUUAUCGCCUAUACUUUGGUGUUUAGUGGUAAACAGCCUACUGGAACGUUUGAGAGAUAACGGUUUUCAAGUAUGGGGCUACGCGGACGAUAUAGCGAUAGCUGUAUCAAAUGUAGACAGCGGAACGGUGAAGAACGAAAUGAACAGAGCACUGAGAAUCGUAGAAGAUUGGUGCUCAGAAACCAGUCUAUCGGUAAAUCCCACUAAAACAGAAUUAAUGGUAAUAACGCGAAAAGUCAGGAAACUGAAUAUAAAAGGUAUAAAAUUCAACGGAGUACAACUGAAAAAAUCAGAGUCAGUAAGAUACCUUGGAGUUACCUUUACGAGCUAUCUGACAUGGAAGAAUCAGGUCGACAAAACGAUCGACAGAGCACGGAAAAAUCUGGCGACGAUCAGUAGAAUGGUAGGCGGAACGUGGGGACUGACCCCAGCGGCGGCCCACUGGAUAUAUAAUUCAAUCAUCCUACCCAGACUAACGUUCGGUUCGAUAAUCUGCUGGGAAGGACUACUAGAUCAUAAUGUAAACGCGACAGUAGUAAGGUGGAUAGAAAAACUAUUAUCAGAUAGAGUUAUUACAACAGAAUUUGGCGACACGAGCGCAGAAGGACUGGCUAAUAGAGGAUGCCCGCAAGGGGGUAUUUUAUCGCCUAUACUUUGGUGUUUAGUGGUAAACAGCCUACUGGAACGUUUGAGAGAUAACGGUUUUCAAGUAUGGGGCUACGCGGACGAUAUAGCGAUAGCUGUAUCAAAUGUAGACAGCGGAACGGUGAAGAACGAAAUGAACAGAGCACUGAGAAUCGUAGAAGAUUGGUGCUCAGAAACCAGUCUAUCGGUAAAUCCCACUAAAACAGAAUUAAUGGUAAUAACGCGAAAAGUCAGGAAACUGAAUAUAAAAGGUAUAAAAUUCAACGGAGUACAACUGAAAAAAUCAGAGGCAGUAAGAUAUCUUGGAGUUACCUUUACGAGCUAUCUGACAUGGAAGAAACAGGUCGACAAAACGAUCGAUAGAGCACGGAAAAAUCUGGCGACGAUCAAUAGAAUGGUAGGCGGAACGUGGGGUUUGACCCCAGCGGCGGCCCAUUGGACAUAUAAUGCAAUCAUCCUACCCAGAUUAACAUUCGGUUCGAUAAUCUGGUGGGAAGGCAUUCACAAUUGUAAAACACAAAUGAGACUGGAAAGUUUACAACAUGUAGGAUUAAAAAGAAUGCUCGGAGCAUUCAGAUACUCGCCGACGAGAGCAAUGGAAGCAAUGCUUGCAACCCCAACGUUAACAAUGAAAAUAGAGGAAGUAGCCAUUAGAACGGCAAAACUCCUGAAGGAUUGGAACAAGUGGCAACCGUCAAACAAGGGCCACUCGACGAUAAUGGCUGAAUUGAUACCUGAAACAGAAAAAGAUCUAUUAAUGACAAUAGAAACAACGACAGACAAAACAAUAUUAACUUACAGAUUCGGCAGAAAGUUUCGAACAGAUAUUCCUACGAGAGGCGAUUGGAAAAACGGAAGACCAUACAGAUACAAUGGUUGGAACACAUGGUUCACUGACGGAAGUAAAGACGACAAAGGAGAAACAGGCUGUGCCUGGGUCUCCGACGAAUUAACAAAUGGUAAAUCUGAAUAUCUAGGCAGAUUUGCCACAGUCUACCAAGCCGAAGUCGUAGCGAUCCUGCGAUGUGCAGAAGACCUAAUUGAAAGAAGCAUUAAACAUGAACACAUAGUUAUUUUCACGGAUAGUCAAGCGGCAAUCAAAACGAUGGAGAAAUCAUGCUAUAAAUCCACGAUAGCAUUGGAAUGUUUUGACCGAUUAAACGAACUGGCAGCGGUAAACAAAAGAGUAGUUUUAUGCUGGUGCCCAGGCCAUAGAGGAAUACCGGGAAACGAAGAAGCAGAUAGAUUAGCAAAAUUGAUAGUAGAAGAAAAAAGACCGGGACUGGAACCCUGGUUACCGGUCCCAUACGCAGACUUUAAACUUGAAUUGAAAAGAUUCUCACUCUCCAGAUUAAAGGAAAGAUGGUCAAACACAACAACGUGUAGACAGGGAAGAGAAAUGAUAGGCGAAAUAAACGUAGGAAAAGCCAGAGAGAUUCUGAAAAUGAACCGCGAAGAAUCGAGAAUCCUUACUUACGUAUUGACGGGACAUGCACCACUAAACUAUCACCUGUAUAAAAUGGGAGUAAAAGAGGACGGAAACUGCACUUGUGGAACGAACGAAAUGCAAACAGUAAAACACUUACUUAUCGAUUGUGACAGAUUCGUAAGAAAAAGAAGAGAGACAUUUGGUAUUCUGGACUUCAAAGAACAGCGAAUUGACCAACUACCUUACG
Molecule: messenger RNA, 2824 nt
Organism: Ceratina calcarata
Lineage: Eukaryota; Metazoa; Arthropoda; Insecta; Hymenoptera; Apidae
Exons: 2
Molecular function (GO): RNA-DNA hybrid ribonuclease activity; nucleic acid binding
Source: RefSeq, a predicted model, not a curated record